This is a messenger RNA of Lodderomyces jiufengensis, 1902 nucleotides long. RefSeq names its product GPI-linked chitinase CHT2 (gene CHT2). The record is from RefSeq and is a predicted model, not a curated record. Gene Ontology annotation, biological process: carbohydrate metabolic process. The coding region runs from base 1 to 1902 and encodes 633 amino acids. Gene Ontology annotation, cellular component: extracellular region. The transcript has a single exon. Gene Ontology annotation, molecular function: chitinase activity. NCBI's taxonomy places the organism in Eukaryota, Fungi, Ascomycota, Pichiomycetes, Serinales, Debaryomycetaceae.
AUGUUAUCAACUUCAAUUUUAUCAUUAUUAGCUACUUCAACUUUAGCUUAUGCCGCAAAUAAUGUUGCCCUUUACUGGGGUCAAAAUGGUGCCCUUGGUCAAGAAAGAUUAUCUCAUUAUUGUGACAACUCAGAUGCUGAUAUUGUUUUAUUAUCAUUUUUAAAUGAUUUCCCAGAUCCAACAAAUGUAAAUUUUGCAAAUCAAUGUGGUGAUACUUAUCCAUCAGGUUUAUUACAUUGUCAAGCUAUUGGUGAAGAUAUUAAAACUUGUCAAUCACAAGGUAAAAAAGUCUUAUUAUCAUUAGGUGGAGCAGCUGGUAAUUAUGGAUUUUCAAGUGCUGCAGAAGCAACUGCAUAUGCUGAUACUUUAUGGAACAAAUUUGGUAAUGGACAAGGAGAUAAUGAAAGACCUUUUGAUGAUGCUAUUGUUGAUGGGUUUGAUUUCGAUAUUGAAUUAGGUUCAAAUACUGGUUAUCCAGAAUUAGCAACUGCUUUAAAAUCAAAAUUCGAUAGUUCAAAACAAUAUUACUUAUCAGCUUCACCACAAUGUGUUUAUCCAGAUGCUAAAGUUGGUGAAUUAUUAGAAAAAGUUCCAUUAGAUUAUGCUUUCAUUCAAUUCUAUAAUAAUUAUUGUUCAAUUGAUGGUACUUUCAACUAUAAAACUUGGUCACAAUUUGCUGAUUCAGCUCCAAACUCAAACAUUGAAUUAUUUGUAGGUGUACCAGCUACUGAUAAUAUUAAUGGUUAUGUUUCUUCAGAAGAUUUAGCUAAAGCUAUUGAUGAAAUUAAAUGUGACAAACAUUUCGGUGGUGUUUCUUUAUGGGAUGCUUCAGGUGCUUUCGCUAAUGUUAAUGGUGAUGGUGAAAAUUAUUUACAACAAGUUAGACAAGUAUUAAAUGAAAAAACUUGUUCUGAACCUGUUGAAACUGAAACUGAAACUGCUGCUGAAUCAUCAACUACUUCAAAUGAACCAGCUUCUGAAUCAACUACUGUUAAUGAAACUGCCGCUGAAUCAUCAACUACUUCAAACAAACCUGUAUCUGCAUCUACUACUACUACCUCAAAAGUCUCAUCAUCAUCAGUUGUCACUCUUUCUUCAUUUUCAUCAACUGGUUACCAAAACACCACAACUAAAGCCUUGUCAUCAUCAUCAAUUGCCGGUGGCUCAGUCUCAAUUACCUCUUCAGGUGUUAUCACUACUGGUGCUGCUGGUUCAUCAUCUUCUUCUUCACAAGGUUCAAACGGUAGUGGAUCAAACUCACAAGGUUCAAAUGGUAGUGGAUCAAACUCAAAUGGUCAAGUCUUAUCAACAGUUACCGAUAUUAAACACACAUUAGUUACAAUUACUUCAUGUUCAGAAAAUAAAUGUUCAAAAGUUGCUGUUGAAACUGGUGUAAUUGUUAUUUCAGAUGUUCACACUGUUUAUACUACUUAUUGUCCUUUAACUGCUUCAGAAGUUGUUGUACCAGUUUAUCCAAAAUCAGAAUCUCCAAUCAUUAGUAUCCCAUCAGAAACUAAACCAGGUGUUAUUGCUUCAGAAACUAAACCAGGUGUUAUUGCCUCAGAAACUAACAAAGUUGUUGCUCCAUCAUCAUCAUCACCAGUAGAAUCUAACCCAACCGUUGCUGCUCAAUCAUCAUCAGCUCCAGUUGUUAAUGGUAACACCGCUGCUCCAUCAGUUACUGUUGCUACUUCCGUUUCAAAAGCUACAAUUGAAGGAGAAACUGAAACUUAUACUGUUGAACUUACAUCUACUAUUAUUCCACAACCAAUUCCACAAGCUUCAAGUUCAUUAGCUGGUAAUGGUAACAAUGGUACUGUCCCAGUAUUUGAAGGUUCUGCUAAUAAUGUUUUUGUAACAGUUCCAUUAUUUUUAAUUGGUGCUGCUGUGGCAUUAUUCUAA